AUGUCUGCGCCAAAGAAGAUCAAGAUCGAGGAAGAGAAAACCAGUGUCUCAGGUUAUGUACAAAAUGUUUCGCCCAUUCGUACGAGCAGAACAAACUCUCGGUACUUCAAUGCAAUCUUUCAAACUGAGAGAAAUGAAUUUAACAGGGCUGCCUGCUUUGAUGUGGCUAAACAUUCUGUCCUCAUGGAUGCGUCCCAAGCUCACACUCCACUAAAAUUACUCGAUGUACAGCUGGUACCUAGUCGAAUUGAUGCAUCAAAGUCGGAAGUUCUUCUCAACCACAAAACAAAAAUCGAAGUAUGCAGAACUCUGAACUUCAACUUCAAACAAUCGCCAAAUGAUGACGACAAAGAUGGAGAGAAAGUCAAAAGCCUAGCUGAGGUUCAAGCUACUCCAGAGCACAACAAGGUUGCAGUAGAGGUCAAAGUAUUGUCGGCUACCCCAGUCACAGUCCAAAUAGUUAGGGAAUCACCUAUUAAAAGACAAGAACUUAUAAUAAGUGAUGCAUCUGCCGCCAUGAAAAUCACAGUAUGGGAAGAUCUGGUUUCGAAACUUGAAGUUAACAAAUGUUACAGAAUUGAACAUUUAUCUACCCGACUUUUCAUGAACACCAAAAGUGUAACAUCAACAAAACAAACAACUGCAACAUUGAUUGGUGACAUAACAAACUGUGUUGCACCAACAUUAGACUCAGACAUUAUAACCAAAGAAGGCAAAAUCACUCAGGCAGGGCUUCAACUUUUUCACACCUGUGAAAAUUGCAAGUCAAAAGUGGAUGUCACUGUUGACAAGUCAUUGUAUGUAAGAUGUAAUUCUUGCAAAUUGAAAAUGUCAAAAGAAUCUUUGCACAAAUCCAUUACUGGCACAAUUUGUUUCUCAUCUGGGUAUGAAAAGUAUAAACUUACCAUUUUUUCAUCAGUACUGUUUACAUUGGCGUCAAUCAAUAAUGUAGAAAUGGAAGAUGCUGACUCUGUUGAGGAGUACUUACUGUCAAACUCUUUUAAAGUUUCAUUCUCAAAGGAUAACAAGACUGUCGUAGACAUAAAAUUGUCUGUUGAAAAUGUUGCAUAA
Saccostrea echinata is the source of this 1071-nucleotide messenger RNA. RefSeq lists its product as uncharacterized. The coding region runs from base 1 to 1071 and encodes 356 amino acids. The record is from RefSeq and is a predicted model, not a curated record. Lineage: Eukaryota; Metazoa; Mollusca; Bivalvia; Ostreida; Ostreidae. The transcript is spliced from 2 exons.